Lytechinus pictus (painted urchin) is the source of this 1302-nucleotide messenger RNA. RefSeq lists its product as uncharacterized. Bases 150 to 968 code for a protein of 272 amino acids. The transcript is spliced from 5 exons. Lineage: Eukaryota; Metazoa; Echinodermata; Echinoidea; Temnopleuroida; Toxopneustidae. The record is from RefSeq and is a predicted model, not a curated record.
AUUUAACUUCAUAGUCCUCCAACCCGAUAACAUCAGCGUAUAUAUUUUGGAGAUUCGGAAGCAUUCCGCAAUUGGAUCGAUAAUUUAAGAUCUCCAUCGUUUCUUUGAUGAAAGGAAUUUUUCGAUCAUAACUCUUCCUUCAACUUAAAAUGCUUGGAAGAGCUGCUACCUUAUUGUUCCUCUCCUCAGUCUUAAUACUUCGCAAUGUGACAGGUGAAGUCAAUUGUACCUACCCAUGGGUAAACAUGUACGGAAGUUCCUGCUACCAUAUUUACGAAUUCGAUUCAUCAGGCUACUUAUAUGAAACUGCAGAGCUUACAUGUCGCGACCUAAAUUCUCAUGUUUACGUGCCAAGUUCGGAAAGUGAACAUGAGACCGUCAUCGCCAGUCUACUUCAUCUACGUAACUACUUUUACGGAAGCAAUUUGGGGUUGUGGAUUGGUUGUACCAACAAUGGAAACGAUGAUUCUUUCUAUUGUGCUGAUGGAACGGAGAUUGGCAUCAAUAGCGAUUGGUGGUUCAACACGGGUUAUAUCAUAGGGGGACCUGACAGAUGUGCGGCUCUCAACAUAAACACCUACCCUUCUAAAAUAUACAAGCAUUCAUGUGAGAAUGAUACCAACGCUAUUAUGUGCGAAGAUGGUCCAGUGCAGGGAAUUGAUGACUUGGUUACAACCACCAGUGCCACCACCACCAGUGCCACCACCACCACCACCCCGAUCGAAUGGACCUCCUCCAUGAUCCCUUGCACAGCCCAUCACGUCUCUUCCACUUGUCCUGAGAUCUACGGACGAUAUGGGAUGCGUUUCCCGGCAAUCCACGUAUAUUUUGCCGACCGUGAUAACAUAAAAAUGAGUGAGGUAUGCAACAAAAUGAGAGGCAUCCAACUAGCAUCGGCGAUUCUUUCUCGACAAAAUGGUCGCUUUCAGAAGAUCGUUGUGUCUUGGAGAGCCACAUCAUACAUGUAGAGUGUUGAUGUUUCGUCGACAGUCCUGGCACUACAGUAACUUGAAGUCCACUGUCAAUAGGAAGUUUUCGCUCCGCGAACGACGACGGAUUCAAGAACAUAGAAAAUAUAUUGCCAAAUGCCUUUCAUGACAAUGAACAAACAAGAAUUUUUGACAUCGGUUAAUCAAAACAGCAGUUUCACACCGGACUAAACAACAUAGGUAUUCGCAAUUGUUCAUCAGCUUCGUACCUAUAAGACGAAACUGCUGUUCCGGAGAGUUCACAAAUUUUCGACAAAGACCUCCCAGCUGUUCUUUGUCAUUAUUUGUGACGGGCAUUUUCAAUACAUAGUGU